Messenger RNA from Rhinopithecus roxellana (golden snub-nosed monkey), 3168 nucleotides. It is a transcript of the gene GLB1L2, whose product is annotated as galactosidase beta 1 like 2. The record is from RefSeq and is a predicted model, not a curated record. Gene Ontology annotation, molecular function: beta-galactosidase activity. The transcript has 19 exons. Bases 189 to 2099 code for a protein of 636 amino acids. NCBI's taxonomy places the organism in Eukaryota, Metazoa, Chordata, Mammalia, Primates, Cercopithecidae. Gene Ontology annotation, cellular component: vacuole. Gene Ontology annotation, biological process: carbohydrate metabolic process.
AGCCCCGCCCUUGCCUGCGCGAGGCCUAGGGCGGCAGGCGCGGAGCCGCGAGCCCCAGCCAAUGAGCGCCGGCGGGCUGGUUGCCUAGGCGACCAGCGCGCGGCUCCGCCCCCCGCGCCGAGGCUCCCGCGCGCGGCUGAGUGCGGACUGGAGUGGGAACCGGGGUCCCCGCGCGCAGAGAACACGCGAUGACCACGUGGAGCCUCCGGCGGAGGCCGGGCCGCAUGCUGGGACUUCUGCUGCUGGUCAUCUUGGGUUUCCUGGUGCUCCGCAGGUUGGACUGGAGCGCCCUGGUCCCUCUGUGUCUCCGCCAUCGGCAGCUGGGGCUGCAGGCCAAGGCCUGGAACUUCAUGCUGGAGGAUUCCACCUUCUGGAUCUUCGGGGGCUCCAUCCACUAUUUCCGUGUGCCCAGGGAGUACUGGAGGGACCGCUUGUUGAAGAUGAAGGCCUGUGGCUUGAACACCCUCACCACCUAUGUUCCGUGGAACCUGCAUGAGCCAGAAAGAGGCAAAUUUGACUUCUCUGGAAACCUGGACCUGGAGGCCUUCGUCCUGAUGGCCGCAGAGAUUGGGCUGUGGGUGAUUCUGCGUCCAGGCCCCUACAUCUGCAGUGAGAUGGACCUCGGGGGCUUGCCCAGCUGGCUCCUCCAAGACCCUGGCAUGAGGCUGAGGACGACUUACAACGGCUUCACCGAAGCCGUGGACCUUUAUUUUGACCACCUGAUGUCCAGGGUGGUGCCGCUCCAGUACAAGCGUGGGGGACCCAUCAUUGCCGUGCAGGUGGAGAAUGAAUAUGGUUCCUAUAAUAAAGACCCUGCUUAUAUGCCCUACGUCAAGAAGGCACUGGAGGACCGUGGCAUUGUGGAACUGCUCCUGACUUCAGACAACAAGGAUGGGCUGAGCAAGGGGAUUGUCCAGGGAGUGUUGGCCACCAUCAACUUGCAGUCAACACACGAGCUGCAGCUACUGACCACCUUUCUCUUCAACGUCCAGGGGACUCAGCCCAAGAUGGUGAUGGAGUACUGGACAGGGUGGUUUGACUCGUGGGGAGGCCCUCACAAUAUCCUGGAUUCUUCUGAGGUUUUAAAAACCGUGUCUGCCAUUGUGGACGCCGGCUCCUCCAUCAACCUCUACAUGUUCCAUGGAGGCACCAACUUUGGCUUCAUGAAUGGAGCCAUGCACUUCCAUGACUACAAGUCAGAUGUCACCAGCUAUGACUAUGACGCUGUGCUGACAGAAGCGGGAGAUUACACGGCCAAGUACAUGAAGCUUCGAGACUUCUUCGGCUCCAUCUCAGGCAUUCCUCUCCCUCCCCCACCUGACCUACUUCCCAAGAUGUCAUAUGAGCCCAUAACGCCAGUCUUGUACCUGUCUCUGUGGGAUGCCCUCAAGUACAUGGGGGAGCCAAUCAAGUCUGAAAAGCCCAUCAACAUGGAGAACCUGCCAGUCAACGGGGGAAAUGGACAGUCCUUUGGGUACAUUCUCUAUGAGACCAGCAUCACCUCAUCUGGCAUCCUCAGUGGCCGCGUGCGCGAUCGGGGGCAGGUGUUUGUGAACACAGUAUCCAUAGGAUUCUUGGACUACAAGACAACGAAGAUGGCUGUCCCUCUGAUCCAGGGUUACACCGUGCUGAGGAUCUUGGUGGAGAAUCGUGGGCGAGUCAACUAUGGAGAGAAUAUUGAUGACCAGCGCAAAGGCUUGAUUGGAAAUCUCUAUCUGAAUGAUUCACCCCUGAAAAAAUUCAGAAUCUACAGCCUGGAUAUGAAGAAGAGCUUCUUUCAGAGGUUCAGCCUGGACAAAUGGAGUUCCCUCCCAGAAACACCCACAUUGCCUGCUUUCUUCUUGGGUAGCUUGUCCAUCAGCUCCACCCCUUUUGACACCUUUCUGAAGCUGGAGGGCUGGGAGAAGGGGGUUGUAUUCAUCAAUGGCCAGAACCUUGGACGUUACUGGAACAUUGGACCCCAGAAGACACUGUACCUCCCAGGCCCCUGGUUGAGCAGCGGAAUCAACCAGGUCAUCAUUUUUGAGGAGACGAUGGUGGGCCCUGCAUUACAGUUCACGGAAACCCCCCACCUGGGCAGGAACCAGUACAUUAAGUGAGCGGUGGCACCCCCUCCUGCUGGUGCCCGUGGGAGACUGCCGCUGCCUCCUGACCUGAAGCCUGGUGGCUGCUGCCCCACCACUCCCCUGCAAAGGCGUCUCCUUAAGUAGCAACCUCAGGGACUGGGGGCUACAGUCUGCUCCCACCUAAGCUCAAAACCCUGAGCCUGCAGGGAAAGGUGGGAUGGCUCUGGGCCUGGCUUUGUUAAUGAUGCCUUUCCUGCAGCCCUGCUCUUGUGCCGAGGCUGUCGGGCUGUCUCCAGGGUGGUCUCCAGGGUGGGAGCAGCUAGUCAGACCGCCAAGCCUUUGGCCCUCAGAGAAAGUGCUGAAACGUGCCCCUGCGCCGGAAGUCACAGCCCUGCCAGCAUCUGCUGGACUCAGGCGUGCUCUUUGCUGGUUCCUGGGAGGCUUGGUCACAUCCCUCACGGCCCUUUAUCCCCGAAAUCCUGGGUGUGUCACCAAUGUAGUGGGUGGGGAGGGGAUGUCUCACCUGAGCUGACUCUGUUCUUCCUUCACAACCUUCUGAGCCUUCUUUGGGAUUCUGGAAGGAACGCAGCGUGAGAAACAUGUGACUUCCCCUUUCCCUUCCCACUUGCUGCUUCCCACAGGGUGACAGGCUGGGCCGGAGACACAGAAAUCCUCAGCCCUGUGUCUUCCUGAGUUAGCAAGUGUCUCUGGUGUUCAGUGAGGAUGACAUGUGCAUCCUGGCAGAAGCCAUGGCCCAUAUCUGCAUAUCCAGGAAGGAGGGACAGAAGGCCCAGCUCAGUGGCCCCCGCCCCCCACCUCCCACGCAGGAGCAGCCUCCUCCACAGUGUGUCCACCUCCCACGCUGGAGCAGCAGGGGCGGAGCAGCCUCCUCUGCAGUGUGUCCACCUCCCACGCUGGAGCAGCAGGGGCGGAGCAGCCUCCUCCGCAGUGUGUCCACCUCCCACGCAGGAGCAGCAGGGGCAGAGCAGCCUCCUCCGCAGUGUGUCCACGUCCGUGUUUGAGCCUUGUUCUGGGGGUCAGCCCAACACCUGGCUCGGGCUCACUGUCCUGAGUUGCAGUAAAGCUGUAGCAUUGAAUCACA